This is a messenger RNA of Capronia epimyces CBS 606.96, 1098 nucleotides long. RefSeq lists its product as uncharacterized. Lineage: Eukaryota; Fungi; Ascomycota; Eurotiomycetes; Chaetothyriales; Herpotrichiellaceae. The transcript has a single exon. The coding region runs from base 1 to 1098 and encodes 365 amino acids. The record is from RefSeq and is a predicted model, not a curated record.
AUGUCCUGGCUUCUUAAUGGAACACAUCGUGUUAAAGCAACCCAGGACAACACCCCAGGACGGCCUACUUUACAUAAGAUACCUUCUUGGACCGAAUUACAUUUGUUGGUCAGGCGCGGCCUUGGCUCUGGUCAUCAUUCUCUUCGAGAUCUUGACCUUUCCUUGAUUCCGUGGACCAAUCUGCGCAGACUCUCCAUUCUGUGGGAAUAUACCAUCCCAUUAAAUCAAUUCAUACAUGAUAUCGCUCCGAAACUCACCAAGCUCCAGGCGCUGCGGCUCCAUGCUACCCAUCAUCGGCUUUAUCAUCCCGCUUGUCGACAUGAUGUUCCCACGACGGGCCUAUUUGCUGAUGCCCCUAUAGUUCCACCUUUCCGGAUCCCCUUCGAGUUGAUGCGCGAGCUCCGCGACUUGGAAAUUGACGGAAUCUGCAACCACAUUCCGAUCAAUAGGCUAAUUGGUCCCAAACUGCGACGUCUGCGUCUCCAUUGCGAGGACGUGCUAUGGUCCGUGUGCAGUGCAGAGAGCCAAAGGAGCCACAGCGACAUUUUGGUUGCGGCCAAAAUCGCUCCGGACCUGGAACAACUCGAGCUCGAUGUUGGAUACAUACAAAAUCUGUGGCAUCCCACUGCAAUCCCCGGGGUGGAUCUCGACAUGGAACAGUAUGCGUUUUUGAACGCAAUCUGCAAGUUCCGCCGACUACGGUCGCUUCGUCUAUUUCCUCCUUUCGUGCCCAGGGAUUCUCCACGGUACAGCCGGACCGCGAUAAACUGCAUCCCGAUCUCUGAUGAUCAGGCGAUCCGGGUCUUUGAGCAUUUGAGGGCACAACGGUCAUCUCUGCAGACCUUGUCGCUUGCGGCUAUCCCUUCAUUUGUCAACAUCGACACCAUGUGUUGGGAAGUCAAACGACAGGGGGAGAAGACCAUCCUGACGACCAAACACCGCGCGAGGAACUAUCAACACCGACAGGUUUGGAUUGGACAACGAAGGAUAAGUAGCGAGAUCAAAAGAUUCAACACUCCUCGAAAAUACUUGUCGGAUUCGGAAUGCUGGGCCUUGACGCGGAACGAUGUGCAUCACAGCAACCGACGGACGAGAUAA